Messenger RNA from Olea europaea var. sylvestris, 1085 nucleotides. RefSeq names its product protein NRT1/ PTR FAMILY 5.10-like. The annotation marks the transcript as partial. The transcript has a single exon. NCBI's taxonomy places the organism in Eukaryota, Viridiplantae, Streptophyta, Magnoliopsida, Lamiales, Oleaceae. The record is from RefSeq and is a predicted model, not a curated record. Gene Ontology annotation, cellular component: membrane. Gene Ontology annotation, molecular function: transmembrane transporter activity. Gene Ontology annotation, biological process: transmembrane transport.
UUGGUGUCUAAUAGGUUUCUUGAUAAAGCAUUGCUUGCACCUGAUGGUUCAGGGGAAAAUUUUAGUACCACUGAGAUUGAAGAGGCAAAGGCAGUUCUUAGGCUUGUUCCAAUAUGGACUACAUGUUUGGGAUAUGCUAUAGUGUUUCCACAAGUUCCAACUUUAUUCACUAAGCAAGGAGUUACGAUGGAUCGCUCCAUCACGCCUAGCUUACAAAUACCAGCUGCUUCACUUCAAUCUUCUAUGAGCAUUGCCGUUGUUCUCUUUAUUCCUAUCUAUGACCAGAUUUUGGUUCCUAUUGCAAGAGCUAUAACCAGGAAACCCUCAGGCAUAACAAUGCUUCAACGAAUCGGAACUGGAGGAUUUUUAUCUUUUCUUUCCAUGGUAAUUGCAGGUUUUGUCGAGAGGGAACGUCUGAAAACUGCUGUCGAAUAUGGGCUGGUGGACAUGCCUAAGGAAAUAGUGCCGAUGAGUGUGGGGUGGCUGCUACCUCAAUACUUAAUUUUAGGAAUUGCAGAUGUGUUUACCAUAGUUGGUCUCCAAGAAUUCUUCUACGACCAGGUUCCAAAUGAGCUGAAAAGCAUCGGUCUUGCUUUAUUCCUUAGCAUAUUUGGCAUAGGGAGCUUCUUGAGCAGUUUUCUCAUCUCUAUGGUGGAGAAAGCCACCAGUGGCCCUGGGCGAGACAGUUGGUUUUCGGACAACCUUAAUCGGGCUCAUCUUGACUACUUUUAUUGGUUGCUGGCCGCACUUAGUGCUGCUUCAUUCGCUGCGUACUUGUACUGUGCAAAAUCUUAUAUCUAUAAUAGAAGAUACAGACUUUGAAUGGAGAUAGCACCAGUUGCCCAGGUUGAGACGAUUUUCAAAUCGACUACUAAGUCUUGGUGCCGCCGCUUUCGCUAUCUGCUUGUUCUCUGCAAAUUCUUAUAUAUGACAAACGAAAGUCUUUAAAGUUACAUAGAAACACUGCCAGGACAAAUAUGGCUAGUAGAAGAAAUAUUGUGCCAUACAUUUUACUUGUAUGUAAAAAUUGUUCAUUUGUGGUCGGUCUCACCUACAUGCAAAUGCAUGACCAGAGAUUUUAUUCA